AUGGCAGACGAACAUGAAGAGCGCAUUCGUUGUAUGAGCGAGAAAAAGAACACAGAGAACGCGUACACUGACCCGCACAUUCUAAAGAAACCAACCAAGAAAGCUGGAGCAUUUCGAUAUUAUUUGAUCGUUCAAUGCGCCAGUUGUGGCAAGAACAAGUCGAAGAGUAUUUCUUCGCAUUUGGCUCAACAGUAUCAAGUUCCCAUCAGAAGUGCAAUGAAGAGUAGUUUCGACUCGAAGACGGAACGGGUUAAGUUCACAGAAGGUACCAAGACCAAAGCUGAUCAUGAGGUUGCUAGUUAUUCAGCGAAACCUAAACGUGACCGUCACAAACAUUUCCAAACGCCAGAAGAGUUUGAAGCUGCACAGGAAGAUGAUGAAGAUGCCGUUUCAAUGCCCAGUGGGAAGAAAUGGAAGAAGCAGCAAGACAAGUUACGUGCGGAUAAAGAGCUGAAGAAACCCAUACGUGAAUUGACACCAGAAGAAGCUGCUGAAAUUUUUGUUCGUGUAAAUGACGCUGAUGAAUUCAUUGAAGAACAUCCAGAAGGGUUGAUCGUUGUUGAUCCUGCAAAAACGACUGCAGAAGAUAUCGAGAAACUGAAGGAGAUGGUUGAUGGGGAGCAGGAGAUCGAUGAGCUGGAAGAAUUUGGUGACACAACUCCUAGAGUGAUCGAAUUGCAAGCUGCCGAUCGCCGAUACGAUCUUCGAACUCCUAAAGCAAAGACGGUACAAAAACAACGUACCAAUGGCGCCAGAUCAAAAUCAGGUGGCUCUAAAAUUCCUCGCAGGAAGUGA
Capsaspora owczarzaki ATCC 30864 is the source of this 795-nucleotide messenger RNA. RefSeq lists its product as hypothetical. The record is from RefSeq and is a predicted model, not a curated record. NCBI's taxonomy places the organism in Eukaryota, Filasterea, Ministeriida, Capsasporidae. The transcript has a single exon. The coding region runs from base 1 to 795 and encodes 264 amino acids.